Onthophagus taurus is the source of this 2295-nucleotide messenger RNA. It is a transcript of the gene Cdc16, whose product is annotated as cell division cycle protein 16. Lineage: Eukaryota; Metazoa; Arthropoda; Insecta; Coleoptera; Scarabaeidae. Gene Ontology annotation, cellular component: anaphase-promoting complex; cytoplasm. Gene Ontology annotation, biological process: anaphase-promoting complex-dependent catabolic process; protein ubiquitination; cell division. The record is from RefSeq and is a predicted model, not a curated record. Gene Ontology annotation, molecular function: protein binding.
AUUUAAAAAUUUUGAGGUUAAGUGUAAUCUUAAAGUUGAUAUCCUGUGAGAUUUUUAAUUGAAUUAUAUUGAAUAUUUAUAAUACUUUCAACAUUUUUGGAUUUAAGUGAGAUUAUAGGUUUAUCGCAGCAUUGUUCUUGGAAUACUUUCAAAAUGAUCUUUUAUUAGUAUUAAUUAAUAAAAUUAAUUCAUUUACUGAAUAUAAAUCACAUUUACAAUGUCAUCAAACGAGGUUGAGUCUGAAGUGAAGCUUCAGAAUAUGAUAAAUAUCGAUGUAUAUAGACAACAUGUUCAAACUUAUAUUAAUUUGCAUAUUUAUCAAGCGGCUUAUUAUUGGGCCGAAAAAGUAGUUGCAUUAACUUGUAAUAAUCCAAGAGACAUUUAUUGGUUGGCUCAAUGCAUGUUUUUAUUGAAACAAUAUGAUAGAGCAGCUCAUUUAUUAAGAUCUAGAUCUUUAGAUACGACAUACGUUUUAUGUAAUUAUUUAACAGUAAAAUCUUUAUUAGAGGCUAAAGAUUUAAAUGAAGCCUUCAAAGUAUUGAAUUCAUUUAACCCAGAUGUAUUUACACAUGUUAGUAGCAUUGAUAUGUCAAAUUUAGGUACAGAAUUUACAUCUUUUGAUGAUACCCCAAAGCAUCAAAUAUGUGCUUCGGUUUUUUUGAUCAAAGGAAAUGUAUUGGAAGCUAUGGAUAAUCGUGGAUUAGCCGCGGAUUGUUACAGACAAGCGUUGCAAUGCGACGUUUAUUGUUUCGAAGCGUUUGAAAAUUUAAUUCAACAUCAAAUGUUAACAAGUGCUGAAGAAAUUGAUUUAUUAAAUUCACUUCCUAUAUCUCAACAAUGUACCCCUGAAGAAGCUGAGGUUCUAACUAUGCUUUAUAAAAGUAAAUUAAAAAUAUAUCAAGGUGUUGUAAACAUAUCUGAAAAUAAAAAUCCAAUUCCUCCAAUGAUCACUUCUCAAUCAAUGUUCUCAAGCACCCCAAGACACGAUUUAAUUGGUGCUGAAAGAGAUUUAUCAACACAAAAAGAUGUUUUAAGUGAUAACAAAGAAAUUGAUAAUAAAGAUAUUGAAGGAAUUCCGACGCAAUUAGAAGUAAACUCGGCUAUUUUACGUUUAGAACAGAGUUUAGACGUUUUGGUUUCUGAAGCUGAAUAUUUAUAUUACAUUUGUGAUUAUCAACGUUGCAAAAAAUUAACUGAAAAUAUUUUAGCUGUUGAUCCUUAUCACAGCGGAUGUUUACCUAUUCAUAUUUCGUGUCUUGUUGAAUUAAAAGAAUCAAAUAAAUUAUUUACAUUAUCUCAUAAACUCGUGGAAAUAUAUCCAGAUAGAGCUGUUGGUUGGUACGCGGUCGGUUGUUAUUAUUAUGUUACAGGUAGAAGUGAUUGUUCGAGAAGAAAUCUUUUAAAAGCAACCACUCUUGAUAAACUUUUCGGCCCCGCUUGGUUAGCUUAUGGACAUUCUUUCACUUUAGACAACGAACACGAUCAAGCAAUGGUCGCUUACUUUAAAGCAUCCCAAUUAAUGAAAGGUUGUCAUUUACCACUUCUGUAUAUCGGUUUAGAAUGUGGCUUAACCAAUAAUGUUCCUUUAGCGACGAAUUUUUUCGAUCAAGCCAUAAAAAUUGCUCCAAACGAUCCGUUUGUUUUGCAAGAAAUGGGAGUUAUCGCCUUUCAAAGUUUAAAAUAUGAUUUAGCUGAACAACACUUUAAAGAGGCUUUAAACGUUGUUAAAUGUUCUGGUUAUCAAAAAGUUCUUCCAGAAUGUUGGGCGCCACUUUUAAAUAAUUUAGGACAUGCUUUGAGGAAACAAAAAAAAUAUACGGAAGCUGUAGAAUAUCAUUUAGAGGCUUUAGUGUUAAGACCACAAACUCCUACAACAUAUUCAGCGAUUGCAUUCAAUCAUUCUUUAUUGGGUAACUUAAUGGAAGCUGUCGAUUGGUUUCAUAGGGCUUUAGGUUUAAAAGGAGAUGAUACUUUUAGUACAACAAUGUUAAAUUAUUUAUUGGAACAUUUAGCGGAAGAUGAUAGUCCGUUUCCUGGUGCACCUAAUGAAAUUCCAAAUUUUAAAUCAUUAAUUGAAGAAAGUGUACAAUCAAAUUCGGAUGAAAGUGUCGCUGUUGAAGGAACCGUUGAUGGAAUAAGAAAUGAUUUAUCAGAUAUGAGUAUGAGUUAUUAAAAGGGUAAUUAUAAAAAGUUUGUCUUUAUUUUAAGAAGAUACAUACUAAAUUAUACGAAUAAUGUUGACGAAAUUCUUAUAAAAUAUUAAAAAAAAAAUACAAGUGACACUUUUUAUAAAUA